This is a messenger RNA of Folsomia candida, 1000 nucleotides long. RefSeq names its product glycine-rich cell wall structural protein 1.0. The record is from RefSeq and is a predicted model, not a curated record. The transcript has 2 exons. Lineage: Eukaryota; Metazoa; Arthropoda; Collembola; Entomobryomorpha; Isotomidae. The coding region runs from base 104 to 913 and encodes 269 amino acids.
GCAAGACAGCCACCCCACUCACUUUGAUUAUCACCUCAUCAGGUGUGGCCUAAUCCUCAAGAAUUAUUCAUUGUGCUUAAAUAAUACUUCAUCAUGAAGUAUAAUGCACUGUAUUCUGUGCUCUUAUUUGCCUCCGUGGCGGCCAAGUACCCCCCCAGCAGUGAUAUUGACCAUGAAGAAGAAUUCCAGUCUGCAGAACCCAUUUACUAUUUUUGCAAGAUCUCGAAUAACCCGAGGUGGAGGUUAUGGAUCAGCCCCUGUGGAAAUCCUUCCAGUUCCAGGUCCAUCCUAUUCCAAUCAGCAAAUUGACAGUUUACCAAAUUAUGGUGGACCUCAAAUCGCCCCAAUCAAGGAAGUCGAACACUACUCUCCUGGGGGUGGAGGAUAUGGAGGUGGUGCACCAAUAAAAAAAGAACCUUACAAAGCUCCUGCUUACUCCGGGGGUAGUGGCUUCCCAGCCUCGAAACCUGUCGAAAGUGGUUAUGGGGGGAGUGCCCCGGUUGGUCCCGCUCCUGGAUACGGGGGGGCAGGGUUGCCACCCGGCUAUGGAGGAGCAUCAGCACCAAUAAAACAAGAACAACCCUAUGUCCCAUCUGUACCAAACUAUGGUGGCAGCGGAGGUCACAAACAGCCCUUCAAUUACGGUUACAACAGUGGGUCAGGGAUCUCAUUUGGUCAGGGUUGGUCAAGUUCACCUCAGCAACAGCCACAGCAACAACCACAUUAUGGGGGUGGUGGAGGACAAGGAUUCCAACAGAAGCAGCCCUUCAAUCAAGGGGGGACAAGUGGGUAUGGCGGCUCUCCCACCGGCCAUGAUUCCUACAGCAAACCACCCGUCGUUCAAGAAGGUUACGGCACACCCUUGGCUCCACCCGCUCAAAAGGCUCCAGGAGGUUAUGGUCGGCGUCGCUGAAAAAAAUCAAUCUUGUAAAACUAUUUAUAAUAAUACUUUCAAACCAUUCUUUUCCCAACAAUGCAAAUAAAAAACAAUACUUCAUUA